AUUGGCGUUAUGGCUUUGGCAUCUUCAUUUGCCAAUGCAUCAGAUCCCUCCCCUUUGCAGGAUUUCUGUGUUGCAAUUGAUGAUCCCAAGGAUGCUUUGUUCGUGAAUGGAAAGUUUUGCAAGAAUCCCGACGAAGUCAAUGCUGAUGACUUCUUUUUCCGUGGUCUUAAUAAGCCUGGAGACACGUCCAAUCCGCUUGGUUCUAAGGUUUCAGCAGUGAAUGUGGCCAAUCUAACAGGUCUGAACACUCUCGGCAUUUCACUGGCUCGUAUUGAUUUUGCACCCUAUGGCCUCAACCCUCCCCACACCCACCCUAGAGCAACUGAAGUCAUUGCUGUUUUGGAGGGCACCUUCUACGUUGGAUUUGUUCUUUCUAACCCAGCACCAGGAAUGAAGAACAAGCUCUUUACUAAGACAUUAUACCCCGGAGAUGUUUUUGUGUUCCCAGAAGGCCUCAUUCAUUUCCAAUUCAACAUAGGAAAAACCCCAGCCGUUUUAUUUGCUGCUCUGAGUAGCCAAAAUCCAGGAGUGAUUACAAUUGCCAAUGCAGUCUUCGGUUCUGAUCCACCAAUCAAUCCA
Ipomoea triloba (trilobed morning glory) is the source of this 579-nucleotide messenger RNA. Its product is annotated as germin-like protein subfamily 1 member 13. The transcript is spliced from 2 exons. NCBI's taxonomy places the organism in Eukaryota, Viridiplantae, Streptophyta, Magnoliopsida, Solanales, Convolvulaceae. Gene Ontology annotation, molecular function: manganese ion binding. The record is from RefSeq and is a predicted model, not a curated record. The annotation marks the transcript as partial. Gene Ontology annotation, cellular component: cell wall.